Messenger RNA from Babesia bigemina, 342 nucleotides. Its product is annotated as DNA-binding protein. Gene Ontology annotation, molecular function: DNA binding. NCBI's taxonomy places the organism in Eukaryota, Apicomplexa, Aconoidasida, Piroplasmida, Babesiidae. The record is from RefSeq and is a predicted model, not a curated record. Gene Ontology annotation, cellular component: cytosol; nucleus.
AUGGAGAAGCUGGAUUUCAGCCAGGCGGCGCAGAACGCGCAGGCUAUUCCCCACAACCAGCAGGAGAAGCAGAUGCAAGAGGAGGCCAAGCGCGAGGGCAUCUUGGAGGCCAGGCGCAUGACCAUGCGCACGCUGCUCACUGUGGACGCACAGGAAAGACUUAACCGCAUCUCAAUGGUCAAGCCGGAGAAGGCUGCCCAAAUCGAGAACUACCUCAUGCAGACGGCCUUUAGAGCCGGUAGGAGCCACAAAAUGGACGACGCCGAGCUGAAAAAUCUCAUCGAGUUGGUGGAAGCGAAGGGGCAGCGCCUCGGGCAUAUGCAGUCGCAUAUGUUGGCGUAA